AUGGCGCAAAAUAGCGCCAUCCUCGGGCAAUUUCUAUAUAUUGUUUCUUGUCUGUUAACCUUCGUUAAGCUCUGCGCUUUAUGUGAUGAAGGCAAUUUCCUCUACAAUGAUGAAGCAGCCACAGCAUCUGCAUAUAUAAAUUUAUUUAGCCUUUAUUGGUUCCUACAGUUCUUGGAGCAAGGCCUCGUGCUUUUAUAUGCUUCUGCAGUCGCUCAAGACGGAAGAAAUCUGUAA
This is a messenger RNA of Blepharisma stoltei, 234 nucleotides long. The record is from the annotation of a GenBank genome assembly. Lineage: Eukaryota; Ciliophora; Heterotrichea; Heterotrichida; Blepharismidae.